Messenger RNA from Ipomoea nil (Japanese morning glory), 1051 nucleotides. Its product is annotated as homologous-pairing protein 2 homolog. Gene Ontology annotation, cellular component: DNA recombinase auxiliary factor complex; condensed nuclear chromosome. Gene Ontology annotation, biological process: meiotic joint molecule formation; homologous chromosome pairing at meiosis; meiotic strand invasion involved in reciprocal meiotic recombination. The record is from RefSeq and is a predicted model, not a curated record. The coding region runs from base 88 to 768 and encodes 226 amino acids. Lineage: Eukaryota; Viridiplantae; Streptophyta; Magnoliopsida; Solanales; Convolvulaceae. Gene Ontology annotation, molecular function: double-stranded DNA binding; recombinase activator activity. The transcript has 6 exons.
UUAAAGUAUACAAGGGAAUUUGCAGAUAAUUUUCCCGCGGUCUUCUUCUUCUUCUUCACAGUGUGAUUCCACUUAACCUUCUGAUCGAUGCCUCCUAAAUCAGAUAGCAGUGAAGGAAUUGUGCUCAACUUCGUGAACGAGCAAAACAGACCUUUGAAUGCUCAAAGUGUGGCCGACUGUCUGCAAAAGUUUAACCUUAAGAAAACUGCAGUACAGAAGGCACUGGACAGUCUUGCUGACAGUGGAAAAAUAUCAUUCAAGGAGUAUGGCAAACAAAAGAUAUAUAUUGCUCGGCAAGAUCAGUUUGAUAUUCCAGACACUGAAGAGCUUAAUCGAAUGAAGGAAGAAAAUGCCAAGCUGCAAGAGAUGCUGGGUGAACAAAGGAGAGAAAUCAGUGAGGUUGAGGGAGAAAUUAAAGCUUUGCAAUCAAAUUUGACACUGGAAGAGAUACGUGCUAGGGAAACCAACCAAAGAAACGAGGCUGAGGAGAUGGAAAAGAAAUUGACUAAAUUGAGGGAAGGAGUCACCCUAGUGAGCCCAGAAGAGAGAAAAGCUGUGGAGGAAUUGUAUACUGAAACACUAAAUCAGUGGAGAAGGCGUAAGAGAAUGUUCAAAGAUGUCUGGGAUGCUAUUACUGAGAACUCACCCAAGGAUAUCAAGGAAUUUAAGGAGGAACUUGGAAUCGAGUAUGAUGAAGAUGUUGGUGUCAGUUUGCAGUCUUUUGCUGAUCUAAUGCAACAAGGAAAGAAGCGUUCUAGGGGCCAGUAAGUGCUUUUUUCGCCCAGAGGUUAUUGGAGCUUAUAUAUUCCAAAAGCAGCAGUUCCAGAUAAUAAAAACAGAAAAGACUUUGAAAGCUAAAACAAAGAGGCAAAAGUUCUUUGCUAAUUAAGAACUAUUUUGAAUAUCCUCCAGCUAGGUCAAACAAGCAUUAAUUAUAAUUGUAGCUUGCAGUUUUUUAGAAUUCUAUGGGGCAUAUUGUUGUCUGAUAGAGUGAUAGAUAAUGUGGGAUUGUUUAUGGCUAAAAGAUACUGUGAGGUUGUCAAGCAUGUUA